AUGGUGAGGAUCGUGUCGGACGGCGAAUUCGUGCCUUGGUACUCCCGUCGUGCGCCGCCCGUCUUUUGCUUCCCUUGCGUGCCGACUUAUAUGGGCAUCUGGCCGGCCAGGUUCGUUGUCUUCUGUCAUCCGGAGACGUCGAUCCGCCUUCAGAAGAUGCGUCCUCGUCACCGGCGCCUUGCUCUUCUUCCUCGGCGUCAUCAUCCUCUUCGCCAUGCUCAUCACCUGCAUUGCCGUUGAGUGCUCUGGAUUGUCCGUUUUUUUUUGUUUCCUUGCAAAAAAAAAAGGUGUAAAAGUGCAAUUACUUUUGCGUCAGAAACUCCUAUUUUCAAAAAUUUCUUAAAUAAUUUCAAGGCGUUUUUUAGCCGAAAACUCCGUUCCAGCUUUAAAAACUUUAACAGACGAAUCUUAACUAUUAAAUUGAGCAGUCUUUGAAAACAAUUAUCAGCUCAAAGUUUGAGAUCCAUUCAAUUUUACAGUGCUGGAGCUUUCAUACCAUUAGCCCUGAUACUUCUGAUUCUCGGAAUUCUGCUCUUCCACUGUGGAUGGGCCGCUCAUCUCCUUGACGAUCGUGGACAGAUCCCCGUAAAGUGAGUUUUUGAUUAUUUCCGUGGAUUUGUCGCAACGAGAAAUAAUUUUAAAGACGAACGACGACGACAACGACAACGACCAUGUACGAUUCGCCAGACAGCCAUGGAGAGGAAGAGCAACUUUUCCAACAAGUCCACCGAGAGCCUCUGCCUGACGUUUGAUCCUUAUUUAGAGAGACAAAUAAAAGUAUUUGCAGGUGAAACAAGGCUACUGGCAGUUCGACGACCGCGAGUCCUGGCAGGCCGCUUCCAACCCCUACCCGAUCCAGUUCAGCCAUUCUCAAAUACAUUGAAAUAAAUCCAUUUUCAGACACACUCUGAAGAACUGCCUCGACCGACCGCCGUAUUAA
Molecule: messenger RNA, 940 nt
Organism: Caenorhabditis auriculariae
Lineage: Eukaryota; Metazoa; Nematoda; Chromadorea; Rhabditida; Rhabditidae
Source: the annotation of a GenBank genome assembly